Molecule: messenger RNA, 1039 nt
Organism: Penaeus indicus
Lineage: Eukaryota; Metazoa; Arthropoda; Malacostraca; Decapoda; Penaeidae
Product: Krueppel-like factor luna
Exons: 1
Coding region: 33-998 (321 amino acids)
Biological process (GO): regulation of transcription by RNA polymerase II
Molecular function (GO): RNA polymerase II cis-regulatory region sequence-specific DNA binding; DNA-binding transcription factor activity, RNA polymerase II-specific
Source: RefSeq, a predicted model, not a curated record
CGCCCUGUGUUUUCUUCCAGAACUGCUACGAGAUGGACCGGUACCUGAAGGAUGAGCCUCGGGCCAAGGUCGGCGGCCGGAAGCUGGGCGGCUGCGAGCUGGAGUUCCCGUGGCAGAGCUCGUACGAGGAGUGCCCCCGCGACUCCCCUUCGCCACCUGUGCGUCUCUACACCAAGCUCGGGAGGCCCAUCAAGGGCGGCAGACAUCCCCGGCUCCUCGUCAAGGUCAAGACUGAGGCCCUCAGCUCCGACCUGAAUAUCAAGCAGGAGCCGUGCGAGGGGGAGGAGCCCUGCAAGCAGGAGCCGCAGGAGGAGGAGGUGGUAGUCAAGAGCGAGCCCCUAGAAGACCUGGACGACCCUCUCAGCCAGGACGACAUGUGCGGCUCGGAGCGGUCGCUGGACUCGGUGUCCGUGUCGUCCUCCUCGUCGGCUUCGUCGCUGGCUUCCCUGGAGGGCGACCUUGAAGCCCCCGUGAGCGUCGGCGGCCAGAGUCCCACUCGGGGCCGGGCUCUCAUCUCGUGGGCGUCCUCCGAAGACAUGGCUGCCGACUCGCGCCUCGAGGCCGGCGUGCGACGAGGGUCAGGGACAUCUUUUUUUGCAGCAACGAAACUGCUGACGGCCAAGUCGGCACCCAAUAUCGCCACGCUGACCCCGCCUUCCUCCCCCGAAACCUCUCCGGUCACUCACACUCACACACUCCUCAAGGUUCACGCUCGCUCACAAGUGCCAAAGUUUAUAUCCUUCGCCACCACCCUGCCCCUCAAGACUAGCAGCAGCAACAACAGCAGUAGCCUCAGUAUGGGCGUCCGGGACAUGAGCAUGGGCGUGCACGCUCGGGCAGCAGACUCGUCCCCGGAUGCCAAGCGACGGGUGCACAAGUGCCUCUUCCCAGGCUGUAAGAAAGUCUACACGAAAUCCUCGCACCUCAAGGCCCACCAGCGAACACACACAGGUGAGUACGGCGCCGACGCUCGGCCGAGAACCUGUACAAGGGGCUAGAGGUAAACAAAAGGGCAUGGGUAGAAUUAAACCAAAUGGCA